CUGCAGCAGAAUCUCAGCAAGAGAGUCAGAACACACAGCCACAGCACAGAGAGCUGAGUGCAGCGCUGCCAGAGUUAAACACUAUCUGCAUAUGAGGCUGGAACUGAAAGACAGCUCCAAGUUGAGAGGCUGUUUCUAUUGCUUUUUUUCCUCCUCUUGCGGAUUGGGGAUAAACUGCAGGCAGGAGGGGCUGUGAGCAGCAACAGUAACACCCGGCUACCGGAUUUCAGUAGCAUGGCAUCAAGGAGAAUGGAGACCAAGCCAGUAAUAACGUGUCUGAAGACCCUGCUUAUAAUCUACUCUUUUGUCUUUUGGAUCACUGGCGUUAUUCUUCUAGCUGUUGGCGUGUGGGGAAAACUAACCUUAGGCACAUAUAUCUCCCUUAUUGCUGAAAACUCCACUAAUGCUCCUUAUGUCCUCAUUGGAACUGGUACCACAAUUAUUGUCUUCGGGCUGUUUGGUUGCUUUGCCACUUGCCGUGGUAGCCCAUGGAUGCUGAAACUGUAUGCUAUGUUUUUAUCCCUGGUCUUCCUGGCUGAGCUAAUUGCAGGAAUCUCAGGAUUUGUGUUUCGUCACGAGAUCAAGGACACCUUUCUUAGGACGUAUACUGAAGCAAUCCAGAACUAUAAUGGGAAUGACGAAAGAAGUAAUGCGGUUGAUGAUGUCCAGCGUAAUUUGAGGUGCUGUGGUGUACAGUAUUAUACCAACUGGACCAGCAGCCCCUACUGGCAUGAAUAUGGAUUCCCCCCUAGUUGCUGCUCUAAUACCAGUGACUGCAACCCUUCAGACCUGCACAAUAUGACUAUUGCUACCACUAAAGUGUACCAGAGGGGCUGUUAUGAAUUGGUGACUAACUUUAUGGAAACCAACAUGGGCAUCAUAGCUGGUGUAGCUUUUGGAAUUGCCUUCUCACAGCUGAUUGGAAUGCUUCUAGCGUGCUGUCUCUCCCGGUUUAUCACUGCAAAUCAGUACGAGAUGGUGUAACAUGGAAUUUUUUGAUGGAAGGUUUCCAAAACGGGAACAGGAAUAAACAGAGGAUUUUCAAAGAAUGUUAAGAGCACACAACAAACAUAACCACCUUACCACUCAGUGUUCCCUUUUAUCCACCAUUUUGUAGUGUGACCAUCCAUUGAAGUAAAAUGGUGCCAUGAGGAUUAGCCUGUUCAGUGUUUAAUUGCACACUUCCUACCGGAAGGCUUUUCGUAUGAUGGCACUGUGCGUGUCACUAGUCAUACACAGUAGUUGUAUUGUUACUAUGAUAAUCCAUAACUGCCUCAUCCUGGCUGUGCAUGCAGUGGCUAAAAAAGGGUCGGCUGUGCCCUUACAAAUGGUUUAUUUAAUGUUUCACACAUUUAUAUAAAUCAGUACAAGAAAAAAACAAACAGAUAUAGCCUAUCUAUUCUUUUUAUAUAUAUUUAUUUACAAAAACAUACUCCAUUUUUUUUCUUCGCCGUUUACCACAUGCGAAUAUCCUAUUAAAAAUCUGUGAUGACAAUACUUGAAGAUGUUAAAAUAUGUUGUGUUUUGAAAGGAAUCCAUAGGCCCAACCCAGAAUGCAGCUUGGAUUCUCACUAUGUGCAGUUUGCCUCUUGCUUGUAUUAGCUUUGUCUAGUGGAUUUUGCAGAACCUGUGUUUCACUGUUACUAAUCUGUUGUUGUUUACUGUGAGGGCAGUAUAUUAAUAAUGCUUCUUUUUAUCUUUAGUGUACAACUAAUCUGAACUGUGCUGUAUUACCACUUUUUUUGUCUUGUUUUUCUCUACCCCAUACUCGUGCAUUGAAAGUUUUAGCAACCAAAUAAUAUUUUCAGAUCAGUGUGAAAUACAAGUAUAGGUAAAAACAGAGUUUGGAGAUGUUCAAACCUUUUUAAAGAUAAAUCAAAUGAUUUUUUAAUAAUGUCUCCAUCUAGCAUGCAAAGGAAAAAUGCUUUGAUAUUGUGAGCAUUUGUGAUAUACAUAUUAAUAAACUGAACUAUGACAAAUUA
Messenger RNA from Bombina bombina (fire-bellied toad), 1982 nucleotides. It is a transcript of the gene TSPAN7, whose product is annotated as tetraspanin 7. The record is from RefSeq and is a predicted model, not a curated record. Gene Ontology annotation, cellular component: membrane. The transcript is spliced from 8 exons. The coding region runs from base 235 to 984 and encodes 249 amino acids. NCBI's taxonomy places the organism in Eukaryota, Metazoa, Chordata, Amphibia, Anura, Bombinatoridae.